This is a messenger RNA of Yamadazyma jaroonii, 1932 nucleotides long. The record is from the annotation of a GenBank genome assembly. Lineage: Eukaryota; Fungi; Ascomycota; Pichiomycetes; Serinales; Debaryomycetaceae.
AUGGGGAUCUUAACUACCACAGAUAAGGAUAAAAUCAAGAGGGUUAUUCCCAAAGCUAACAAUAAGAUCUUGGAUGCUACCGUAGCUAGACUAUACAUUGCAUAUCCUGAUCCAACGCAAUGGAAAUAUACGGAUUUAUACGGAGCUGUAUGUUUGGUAGACGAUUUAGUAGGUCAUACAUUCUUCUUGAAAUUGGUGGAUAUCACUGGUCAUAGAGGUGUGAUUUGGGAUCAAGAGAUUUAUGUUGAUUUCGAAUACAAUCAAGAUAGGAAGUUCUUCCAUAGUUUUGAGAUUGAAGAAUGUAUGGUUGGAUUGUUAUUUGAAGAUACUACUGAAGCUUCACACUUCUUCAAGAAGGUCACUACUCGUCAAAAGAAUGGAUCUAAACAAACGGUUAAUAAUAAGAAUGCCAUAGCAUUGAAGAAAACCAGUGAAGCUUCCAAGAAACCUAUGGCUCCAGGCCCUAGAGGGGAAUACAUCGAUACUAACACAGGUCAAAGAUCUCGUCAUACUAAAGGUGUGUUAUAUUAUGAUGAUGUUCCACCACCAGAAUGGAGGUCUUUGUAUUCAGAAUUAGCCGCUGCUGGUAUCACAGAAGAUAUGAUUGCUGAUAACAGAGAGUUUAUUAAGGAUUAUAUAUCUAGACAGGGGGGUCCAUUGGUAGGCUUGGAGCCACCUAUCCCUAGAAGGAAGAAGAUGGAAAUUUCAAGGGUAGAUACUGUCACUAGUGUGAGUACUACUAAUAGUGGGCAUACUUCCAGAAGUAAGAAAGCACCACCACCACCUCCACCCCCGGGAGGUGCUGAUAUAUCUUCAUCUCCAGCACCACCAGAUAUUCCUACCCCCGUAGCACAACUGCCAAUUUCCCUGGCAGCUUCUGAUGUUGCUACACCAACAGAACAAUCACCUGAACCAUCACAACCCAAAAGACAAUUCAGAUUACCUCCUUCAACGGCAGUGCCUCCUCCAGUGAGUCAUAGUCAUAUACAACCUCCUCAACAGUUUAGCCAACCUCAGCAAUAUCAACAGCCUCAACAAUAUGGACAACCCGGACAACAGGCUCAACAGUAUGGCCAGGCAAGACCACCACCACCCCCAUCGAGGGGAAAUGCACCACCAGCACCACCAUCGAGAGGUCCUGUUCCUCCACCUCCACCAAGAGCCCAAACUGGUGCAAGGACCCUUCCACCACCUCCAGGAAGAGGACCUGCUCCGCCAGACAGAACGGGUCCUCCAGCACCUCCUCCUCCACGUAGAGGUAAUGCGCCACCACCACCACCAUCGAGAGGUCAACCGGGCCCUCCCCCUAGACAAGUUCCUACCACACCACAACAAAUUCCACAAAUGCAAUACCAAGCACCACCGGUACAACAGAUGCCACCACCACCAGUACAACAACAAAUCCCACCACCAGCACCACCAUUACAGAACAAUAUUCCCCCAGCACCACCAAUGCAACAAGAAAUCCCACCGGCACCACCAAUGCAAAGUAAUAUUCCACCUGCACCACCAGCACCUCCAUUACCAUCUAUGGGAUCACCUCCUCCACCAGCACCACCUUUGCCAUCAAUGGGGUCACCACCACCAGCACCACCUUUACCAUCAAUGGGCGGCCCACCUCCACCACCUCCAUUACCCUCAGGUGCUGGAGAAACCGCACCAUUACCUGCACCUGACUCCUCAAGAGAUGCUUUACUCGCUUCCAUUAGAGGUGCGGGCAUUGGGUCCUUGAAGAAAACUGACAAAUCGAAUUUAGAACGUCCUAACGUCAUUUUACAAGAAGCCAAAGGAGAGAAAGUAGAUAUCCCAUCAGCAGCACCUCCUGGUAAUGGGGCACCAGUGAAUUUCGCUGAUGCCAUCCAAAAUGCUUUGAACCAAAGAAAAGCUAAAGUUUCCAGAAGUGAUGAUGAAGAUGAUGGUGAUGAUUGGUAA